CACGUCAGUAACACCGGCAUGGAUAAUUGUGUACUACAAAUAAUGAUUAUUAAUAACACACGGCCAACAUGGAAGCAAUAAAAUCGUGUAUAGUGAUUUUUGUGUUGUUUUUUAUACAAAUAAUCGCAAGUGAUGUCAUAGUAGAGACUAGUUUAGGAAAAGUAGAAGGAAUCGAAGUGAAGUCCAUUUUGAAAGAUGAAAAGUUUUACUCUUUUAUGGGAAUUCCUUAUGGAAUGCCACCGGCAGGGAAGACUAGAUUUUUGCCUCCACAGCCACACGAAGGAUGGUCUGAUGUGCUAACAGCCAAAAAGGAAAAGAAACCAUGUUCCCAUAUGAACAUCCCAAACAGACCAUUGGCGAAAUACGGAUUCAGCGGCCAAGACGAUUGCCUACAUCUUAGCAUACAUACUCCAACACUACCAAACAAUGAAGAUCUCAACAUGCCAGUCAUAGUAUUCCUUUACAACGAACUAUUUAAAGUAAGUCACAAUGCAUCCAGAGAUUUCGGACCAGAUUUUUUUGUUAAAGAAGGUGCAAUAGUGGUCACGAUCAGUCACAGGAUAGGUUCAAUGGGCUUUUUAGCUUUCAACGAUGAACUUCUGCCAGGAAAUAAUGGAAUAAGAGACGUUAUUCUAGCUCUGAAAUGGCUGCAACAAAAUAUGCAGAAGUUCGGUGGAGAUCCGCAAAAAGUUACUCUUAUGGGAGUUGACGGUGGUGCAACUAUUAUAGAUUUAUUACUGCAAUCUCCGAAAGCUAAAGGACUAUUUAGUAGAGCAAUCAUGCAGAGUGGAACUGCAUUCAAUCCUAUAUACAUGCCGACUAACCCUAAAGAUAAGGCCACUGCACUAGCCAAAGAAUUAGAAAGAACUGCAGUUACUAGCUCUAACCUACUGAAUGAGUUGCAACAUGUGUCUUCGUAUGAUCUUGUGACAGCUGAGAUAAGUUCUGUAAGCGCUGAUGAAGGCAGGCAGUCACAAAUGGGAACUGUGCCAUUUGGACCUGUGGUUGAGCCAGAGCACCCCGACGCAAUCGUCACUCACCUUCCAGAAGAAAGGCUACUUGACGUAGAAAUCCCUGUCAUGAUCGGUUACAAUUCUAGAGAAGGAAUUGAAAUUAAUGAACGUUAUCUUCGGAAACCACAAUACUUGACAUUCGCUGACCGGGACUUCCUCGUGGUCAUUCCUGUGAGGUCUGGUUUCCGUUUUGAACUAAACACGAAUAUCUACCACAAAGCUAUUGAUGAAAUUAAGGAGUUCUACUUUGACGAAGGCUACGUCAAAAUUAGCAAGCCUGGAGAGUAUUUGACUUACACGGCCGAUAUUAUGGGCUUUUACCCCUUAGAUUAUGCUGUACGAAAGUAUGUCAACGAAUCUAGGUCUUCUGUUUACUACUAUACGUUUGACUACAGUGGAGAACUAAAUAUGAGAAAGAAUAAUAUUCUAGAGGAAGCUAUGACGAUAGAGGGAACUUGGGGUGCGGCCCCAGGAGAUGAACUUUGUUAUCUCUUCCUCUGUAAACCGAUUAGGAAAAUAUAUAAAAAAGUUUUGGAAGAUGAAGAUACUGAAGAACUUAAGGUUUUACGAAACAUGGUUAAAUUAUGGACCAACUUUGCUAACACUGGAAACCCUACUCCUCAAGGCAGCGACUUCACCUGGACCCCAGCUACCAAGGAGAACAAGGACUGCCUGGUCAUCAGUGAUGAGCUGCAGAUGAAGCAGAACCUUCAUGAAGACAGGAUCAAGUUCUGGGAUGAUUUUCUCGUCAAGUACAAGGCUUUGGCAGUCGAUGGAGUCGUGAAGGACCUGAAAGAUGAACUCUAACUACGAAAAUUGGGUUUUACCUUUGUAAAUAAUGUACUGAAUAUGAAAAUAUAAUAUUUAAAGUUCUUUUUGUA
Messenger RNA from Helicoverpa zea (corn earworm), 1894 nucleotides. RefSeq names its product esterase FE4-like. Bases 69 to 1820 code for a protein of 583 amino acids. The transcript is spliced from 3 exons. The record is from RefSeq and is a predicted model, not a curated record. Lineage: Eukaryota; Metazoa; Arthropoda; Insecta; Lepidoptera; Noctuidae.